GCAGAAUUUAUAACCACGCACGCCAUGUCCAGACGAAGCGAAGGUCGAGACAGCUCGCGGCGGGAACGGAGGGAGUACAGUCGCAGCAGGAGCCCUUCUCGAGGUCAACGACGUAGUCGCAGUCGUGAUUCGUCCAAGCGACGCCGAUAUGAUAAUGACGAUUUCGAUCGGAACAGACCUACACGUGACGUUGAAGGCAGUUGGAGGGAUCAACCGCGACUCGACCAAGAUAGCGAGUACCAUCGAUCGAACCACCAUCAGUCAACGCAAAAUAGGGGUGAUUCACGCGAAGGCAGCUAUUCCGGCGAUCGUCGUGAUGGAAGUCACUCAAACGACCGGCGAGACGGAAGCUACUCGCAUGACCGACGUGAAGGAAACUAUCCAAACGACCGACGUGAAGGAAGCUAUUCAAAUGAUCGACGAGAAGGAAGCUACCCACACGACCGCGACGAUACGUCGGCGAGGCCACCCCAAGUUCUCGAAAUUGAGCCUACUUCUACGUUGAUGAUCAAGGGAUUGCCGUUUUCGACGACGAACACAGAGCUCAUGGACGCUUUGAGUUCAUUUCAUCCGACGGGCGGUCGAAUCAUCGUGAAUAAGGUGACGGGGGAGAGCCGAGGCUUUGCAUUCGUUGAAUUCGGAUCCGUUGAAGAUGCCAAAUACGUUGUUCAGUUUUUUGCCAAGCAGCCGUUGACUUUUCAAGGACGAGUGGCCGCCAUAGGGUAUGCCGAGCCGAUUCAGCGCAGCCAUGGUGGGGGCCACCCCCCGCGAUGCGACUGGCUUUGCCCUAUGUGCAAUGCAUCGAACUUCGCCAAACGAAUGGAGUGCUACAAAUGUGGAGCGCCAAAGAGCGAAUACGCCGUUGAGGUCCCGCGGCAGUCGCCCGACCCCAUGGCUGCCCAUCCGUCUUGCAUCUUGGCCGUUCGAUCGCUUCCGUUGGAAGCUCAAGAGGAAGACUUGACGCACAUGUUCAUGCCGUACCCUGGAGUGAAAGGCAUUCGACUUGUGCGCGAUCGCAUCACGAAUGCGCCACGUGGGUUUGGCUUUGUCGAGUUUGCAUCGGUCGAACACGCCACUGCAGCCUUACUCGCCAUUGGGAGUGAAUUCUACUACGCGAACGCACUCGUCCGGCUCUCGUAUUCGAAUGAAAUGGUCGCUCCUCGCGUGCUGGGUCCAAAUGCCCAGGCGCUGGCUCACUCGGCCGUUGAAGCCGCCCAGUGGUCACUGUCCAAUCCCUACCAGAAUACGUCCGAUUUGGAUGUGAAUGCCUUGCUUGCUUCCGCAGCGGCGGCAGUGCCCACGACACCACAAGUUCCCAAGAAGGACUUUCCGUUGUCGUUCGAAGAAGCUGGCGGGUCCUUUGUCUUUGUCAGCGAAAAUGGCUUGUACUACCACUCGGACAGCAUGUUCUUUUACGACCCAACCUCGAAAGUGUACUACAACAGCUUCUUGGGCACCUAUCACGUGAUCGAUCCUACGACCAAGAACUCGUUUCUCCCCUAUCAAGUGCCGCUUCCGGUCGACGAUGCCGUCGGGGCGUCCGAUCCACCCAAGAAAGACGCAUCGAAACACGGCUCGAAGAAGAAAGCCACCGCGAUUUCGUUUGGCAUCAAACCGACGACUGCGAAACCGACUCCCGCCGCCGCGACGCCGCUCGUUGGCACCCACGCGGCAGUACCUGUCGCCGUCAAGAAGAAGCAUGCAGAUGAAAUUGCAAAAUGGUCCCAACAACAAAAGGCCUCCACGACCGAUACGCCAGCGCCACAGCCACCUGCCCAGCCAAUAUCUGCACCCGUUUCGGACGGCCAACCCACGAUUUGUCUUCUCUGUCGGCGCAAGUUCAACUCGGCCGCACAGCUGCGUAAACAUGAGCAGCUCUCGGACUUGCACAAGCAGAAUCUCGCCAAGGCGAAGCAAACACAGCAGUCGUUGCGCGUUCGCGAGUCACCGAAGGAAGCGCUCCUUCCUCGAGUUGAAGAACCAGCCAUGGAAGCAGUGGAAGUUGCACGCGUCGACAAGCCCUUGGACGACCAGUCCAACAUUGGAGGCAAAAUGCUCAAGAUGAUGGGAUGGAAGAGCGGCGAAGGGCUCGGUAAAGCUGGGUCUGGAAUCACCGCGCCGGUGGCAGCCGUUGGGAAGACGUCGGGAGACACGUCCGGUCUCGGUGGCGGAACGCUGGCGCCGAACCCGGGAGGCCAAGCUGCUUCGAAACGUGAUAAAAUCAACCAAAUCACCCGAGCUCGGUUUGACGGGCUAAAAGAUUAGAAAUGACGGACAGAGAUGGUCGGGGAUAUAUAAAGUUGUUGGUCACUCCAGAUGAAUUUCAACUGCGUGAAUGCUCCUCGCGCUCACUUCUUCGAC
Aphanomyces invadans is the source of this 2361-nucleotide messenger RNA. RefSeq lists its product as hypothetical. Gene Ontology annotation, molecular function: RNA binding. NCBI's taxonomy places the organism in Eukaryota, Oomycota, Saprolegniomycetes, Saprolegniales, Verrucalvaceae. The record is from RefSeq and is a predicted model, not a curated record. The transcript is spliced from 16 exons. Gene Ontology annotation, biological process: mRNA splicing, via spliceosome. The coding region runs from base 25 to 2265 and encodes 746 amino acids. Gene Ontology annotation, cellular component: nucleus.